AUGGCCAGAGUCUGCGUUAGGAUGUUUUAUAUACUGGUUUUGUGCCCGGUUCUGCUCGCGUCGGCUGUUUUGACUUUGACCAUAGAUUCACAGCUUGGGACUUCCGUAGAAGAUUGUUUCGACCGCAUCUCAAUCGGCGAGCAGCUGCCACGCGACGCCAUCUAUCGAAAUGUCACGGAACUAACCACCAUAGAAUGCGAGCAGAUCUGCAAGCAAGACAAGCAGUGCCAGGCGUAUGAUUACGGAGUUGGUGCGAAGGGCAAUGCGACAUGCGACCUCAGCAACAUGAACGAAAAGCAAAUAAAGGACAAGAAUCUUUUCAUACGGAACCCUGACUACGACGUGUACGUCCGAAGAUUCCUAUGCGAGCAAUCCCCCCCUUUGCCGAUGGGCCAGCAAAACGGUCCAGAGGGUGAGAACCAACACCGUCCUGUCUUCCGACCAGGUGAGGAAGACCCUAAAAGACCCAUGUACGAUGAUUUAAACCCCUACGAAACCAGCAGACCGUCAUACAUCACUAGUGGACCCAUCAGACCAAGUUACGGUGGGGACGAACGACCUGAUGAAUAUAACACAGGGAGUCCCGAAAAUGUUAGACCCCCGAGUUACGGCGCACAUAAACCUCAAGAAAUACCUUUUCGACCGCCGAGCUACGGGUCGCAUAGACCUCAAGAAAUACCCUACAGACCUGAUGAAAGACCCCCAAGUUAUGGCUCCCAUAAACCUCAGGAAAUCCCCUAUAGACCUGACGAGAGACCCCCAAGUUACGGAGCUCAUAAACCUCAAGAAAUUCCCUAUAGGCCAGAACAGAGACCACCGAGUUAUGGAGUACAUAGACCUCAGGAAAUACCUUUUAGACCUGAUAAUGACAGACCCCCAAGUUACGGAGCCCACAAACCUCAAGAGAUACCCUAUAGACCUGAGGAUAGACCCCCAAUUUACGGAGCUCACAAACCCCAAGAAAUUCCCUAUAGGCCUGAACAGAGACCCCCGAGUUAUGGAGUCCACAAACCUCAAGAAAUACCUUUUAGACCUGAUAAUGACAGACCCCCAAGUUAUGGGUUACAUAAACCCCAAGAAAUACCCUAUAGACCUGAAGAUAGACCCCCAAGCUACGGCAUCCACAGACCUCAAGAUAUACCUUACAGACCUGUAAGACCUUCAUCAAACAAUUCAAGACCUGAUUCUUACGACCAACUAUAUUUCCAAGAUCCUUAUGGUAAACCAAGACCAGAAUAUUGGAGACCUGAUCCCUAUCAUCCACCCUUACCAGGAGACGAAAUCGAGGAUAUCUAUGGGCCUAAACCAAUAAGACCACAAUACGCACCAGAAAGGCCUCAAUAUCAAUACAUUAUCAGACCUAAUAGAAGACCUCCAAGGCCUCUAUCAGAAGAACAAGGAUACCAACAAGUAAAACCUCUUUAUCCGUCCAGACCUGAAUAUGGAACUGGUCUCAAUGAUCCAGACAGGCCAUACCAACCAACCAGACCUUAUGUUAAACCAAGUUAUACAUACACUGGUCAGUACGCAAGCAACUAUGGCACAUCACAAGAUAAUUCUAUUAAAGUGGAAAUAUAUGAUCCUCCUCGACCUUACAGACCAAGUGUUAGCCAAAGACCGUACCAAGAUAGUCUUUCAAACGGAGAAAUGUAUGGACAAGGCUAUGGAUACAAUAGCUAUUCAAACCAACAAUCCUUUUCUCAAAGUGCUUCUCAGUAUGGAUCAUGGAAUGAAAACUACCAAGGGUAUAAACCUCAAAAACCAAGCUCUGGUGGUUAUGGUGAUAGUGAAAAUGACGAUAUCGGUUAUGGACCUAAACCACAAAAACCAUCACUAUCUUCAGGGUCAUAUGGCCAAAAUGACCAAACUGGAUACAAUCAAGGAGUAGAAAGUUCUAGUGGCUAUGGUCAAACAAGUUCAAAUAGUCAAGGGUAUGGAAGUGCAUCAAGUACUAAUAAUGAUGGGCAAAGUGGUUAUGGAGGCCAAACUUCAUCAAAUGCUGAAGGGUAUGGUCAAAGUGGUUAUGGGGGGCAAUCUAGUUCAAAUAGUCAAGGAUAUGGAAGUGGUUCCAAUAGUCAAGGGUAUGGGCAAAGUGGUUAUGGAGGCCAAACUUCAUCAAAUGCUGAAGGGUAUGGCCAAAGUAGUUAUGGAGGACAAACUAGUUCAAAUAGUCAAGGGCAUGGACAAAGUGGUUAUGGAGACCAAACUUCAUCAAAUGCUGAAGGGUACGCUCAAAGUGGUUAUGGUGGACAAACUAGUUCAAAUAGUCAAGGUUAUGGAGGUGGAUCCAGUUCAACUAGUCAAGGAUAUGGCCAAGACAGUCAAUCAAGUUCAAAUAAUGCAGCAUAUGGCCAGAAUAGCUAUGGUAGCCAAAGCUCCUAUGGAAGUCAGACAAGUCAGCAAAGCAAUCAGUAUGGAAGCUCACAAAGUGGUUACGGUUACGAUAAUGAUCGCAAACCUAAUAAGGAUCAUGCGUCAAACAGGCUAGAUGUAAAGCCGGUGUAUGAAAAUGAGCCGAAGAAAUCGAAUGGUGAUUUGGUGACAUCGAGACCGGUGGCAGUUGGCACUGAUAGAAGAAAUCCAAAACCUGAUGAAUCUUAUGAAGCGUGCUUCAGGCGCGUGCUCGCCGGAAGACGUGCUCUGCGGAGUUACGUGAGGAAAGUAGUGAAUUGCGAACGCUUGGAGGACUGUCGGAGGGAGUGUGCUGAAGAGAGGAGGUUUCACUGUGAGAGCUUUAAUUAUAGAUUAGACCCAACCUUCCGCGGCAAAGGCCUAUGCGAGCUAAUGACCAAACCAAUCGAAGCCUUCGACCUCCAACAGGAUUUCGUUGACGACAAAGAAUACGAUUUCUACGAACUCGACCGAAACAGCUUGGAACCUUAUUGCCCAGAAACUCUUAGAGGUCCAGGUCUUUUACAUUCUGGUUACUUAUCCUCCAAACCAGGAAAAGUACCAAUGCAUGAUGAUCAAUGGAGAGACCGCACGGACUGGUCUGUGAAUGGGUUUAAGAGUUAUAAUAGAUUCUUUGAUGAGAAACAAACACAAACAUACAACAGGCGGUAUGAGGACGAAUUGUAUGUGCCUUAUCAAAUAGGAGUAAUAAAAAAUGACAACAGACGGACAGACGACAACUGGGGACAAUAUGGUGGAAGCUACGGAGGCACACACACUUACUACAAAGACAGAAAUGACUACCAUAAAUCCAAAAACCAUUGGGGUAUCACAGAACCACCAGCAUAUUACCAUGGUGUCAAACAUUAUGACGAAAAAGAAGAUUUCAACUACCAUAGCCUCCAGAAAAGUACUGGAUGGGAAGAUUAUGGUUAUGGCUAUGGGUCCUGGAAGAGAGGUCGUUGGAAUAGUUCUGGAAGUUUCUGGAAGGAGCAUGGCGAUGGUUUUAGUAAGAAAGUUGGUCAUGCUUUUGAGGGGAGGAGUGAAGACGGUACUAAAGACUGUUCCUCUCGCCGCCGACCUGGUAUGUCUCUAGGGUCUGGCGCUAUUAGACGAUCAUUACUAGCGCACACAGUUGUCGAGUGUGAGGCUGCCUGUUUUGGUGAAAGAGAAUUCAAAUGCGUUUCGUAUAGCUACAGGUAUUCCAGCUCUCCGGGAUCAGACAACUGCUUCCUCAGUGAGAGACCCUACAGAGGUCUGGAGAUGUCUGCUGACAGUGGUUCUGACGUAUACGCCAUGCCUCUUCAUCAGGGAUGUCUGACUGUCAAUACUAAACCUUGGGUUGAGAGUGAAUGCUUUUGGCACGUCCGUUCUGGGGCAGCAGUUAGUGGAAAAGCAGUGAGAGCAGCGUUAACUGUGACGGGCUUAGGUGCCUGUGAAGCUGAAUGCAUCAGAGCCCACAGCUUCUUCUGCAGGGGAUUUAGUUUUAGGUUCGACCCACCAACCAUUGGCGAUGACCUUGAGAACUGCAUCCUGACUUCAUCACCACCAACAUCCCUUGAGCUGAAACACGGUCUAACCCCCAACAAACACGAAUUAUACUCCAGAGGAAACUAUGGCAGGGGGUGUGAACCUGCUUUGUAUGAUGAUGUUCACCGGGAACCAGAAUGCUACCUCCAGUAUGAAAAGUCGGCGAAAUUGACACCGAUAUCAAUAAAGGGCCACGCCCACGCCAAAGACGAAAGAGCUUGUGGUCUUUUCUGCUCCGAUGCACCGUUUACUUGCCUGAGCUUCUCCUUUAAAAAUAACGCCCCUCCGGACACAGAAAACUGUCUCCUAUCAGAGAUCCGUCUGUUCGACCUACAACGAGGAGUUGAUUAUGAGCACUCCGUUGACGAUCUGUUGUUCGCUUUCGAUCUGUUCAACCAACAGUGCUGGCGGAAGGUGCAUGGCAAUGGAGAAUAUGAGGUGCCAUCGUUCGAAGUACCCCGUCCCUUAUCAUCGCCAACUAUAGAAGAAACUUAUCCUGGACCAGUCUCCGCACCAGAUUUUCCACCGCCGCCACCAGAAACGUACAUCAGCAGUUCCGGUCCAACCGGACCGGUUUACCCUGGAUCAGAACCUCCAAAACCUUAUAUAGUUGAAACCGGUUACAAACCGGGUUAUGAUUUAGGACCACCAAUAAAACCUAGCUACUUACCAAGUGGUCCAGAAAUCACAGGACCGAGCGGUCCACCCAGUUAUCCACCCGGUUCGAGCUUUAAACCAAGCUAUCCACCCGGAGAUUUUGAACCAAGCAGACCAAGCUAUGAACCAUAUCGCCCAGUACAUAGACCAAGUUACAAACCCGAUUAUUUGCCAUCGGGUCCAAGUGGACCUGGUUUUAAACCCGCUGAACCCUCAUAUCCGAGCGGUCCAAGUUAUCCCUCAUAUAAACCGGCCUAUCCUCCUUAUUAUCAGGACAGACCGGCCUAUAAACCGUCAUAUAGUCCAAGUGGUUCCGGAUAUAAACCUCAAGGUUCUGGAAGUAGACCAGCUGGUCAUCCAGGUCAAGAUGUGGGAUAUAGGCCGCAAAGACCGCCGCCUGUUGAUAGAAUUGACGAAUCCUUAUCGGUGUCAUGGCGCCACUACACAGUGUCAGGGUUCCCCUGUAGGAAGGGAACAGUCUGUGAGCAGAACCUCAUCGCUGGACAUUGGGCUUGCGAGCCUGAGGGUGGAGAAAUUGGUUCUUGGGACUACUGUUGCGCUGCGACCCAUAGAUGUGGAUACAGCGAAGGAUUCCAAAAACCAUGGUGUUAUGUCGGUCCAUCCCAUGAGCAGUGGCGUCCGUGCAGCGAAAAAUAUUAUCCGUACCAUCAGCACAACGUACCUCAUCCAUCCCAGGGACACAGAGAGGCAAUCCGACCUAGACCAGACCAAACCAAGAAACCCAUAGACAAACCAAGCUACGUGCCGGUAGAGAGAGACAAGUAUACCGGAGGAUACUUGCCAGAGGGAGACAGAAAAUAUUGGGAUGAUUUAUACAAGAAUGGUCCUCAAGCUUAUUAUGAUAAGAAUGGGAAUCCUUUGCCAGGGUACACCAGAGUACCAAUAGAAGAUGGACCACAUAUAAAAUAUCAACGGAAUCCUGCAAGACCAGGUUCAGGAUACUGGAUACCCGUGUCUUCACCUGAUGAUGAUGCACCACCUGCAGCUGGUGGAUUGGGAGUGCCAAGGUACUGGCCCGUAGCGUACCUACACAAAGAAUCUCCACCAAACAUGACGUACUUCAGGUAUAACGACACUACAACAACUGAAAGAUACAACACAAGACCACCAAACAACCAACCUGAUACUAAACGCGUUAACUUAGACAAACCUAUAGGAAACGAUUUAGAAAGCAGAUCUCUAGAAAAUAGCCCCAGAGCAGAAAAAAGAAUAAAUAUUACUGGUGACGAAAAAGACGUUUAUGAACUUAAAAUAAUUAAUCAAACAACUACAACUUUGAAACCAGAGAUCAAUGAAACUGUUACAGAAAAUGUAACAGAGAAAGAGAUAUUAAAAGUGAAUGAUACGGAAACGCCGAGUAAACCUGUCAUUGCUAAUGUAGAAGAGGACGAUAUAAUUAGCGGAAUAGAUGGAAAGUUACAUGAUUUCACGAAAUCAAUCGAAGUCUACGACAUAGAAGAUGUUAAAGAUGAUAAAAUAUCUGAUUUCAAAACUUUGGAAGCUGAAGAGAGACAGAUCGAGGCAAUAGGCAGACUUUUAGCUUCAAGACGCGCUGGAAAACUUGUAAUACGCAAACGAUCACAAAAAGAUUUAGAAUCCAAAAGCAUUUCUCUAGAUAAAGAUUUUGUAGAUUUUAAUUUUGGUAACAAAUUCCCAACUUCAGAACGACGCGGUGUUAUCCAAAAAGUUUCCAAAGAAGAUAUAGAGAAAAGUAAGUUUUUGAAUGAUAAGAGUUUAGAAGUAAGUGAAACAGCUUCGUUUGUGAGGCCUCCCAGGGUUUUGAGUACCACCGACAAUGUAAGGAAAGCCGUUGUUAAUGGGAAGGUAUUUUAUGAUGCAACGAUAAGAGAUCAGAGAGAGUUAUACGCAAAUUCAACUCGACGAGCAAAAAACCUACGCCUUGAAGAGCAUCGUGCGCCUUCUGUAAUACCUACAGUGGGUAUUAAAAAGAAAAAUAAUAUUAGAACUCGGAACACCAAUCCAGUAAGGCGUGUACGAAGGGUUUAUAAAAAGAGAUAUAAUCCAGAGGAACUGAGAAAGAGAUUGUUGGAAAGAGAGAAGAAUAAAAAUGCAACCGAAGCUAUUAGAAGUUAAAUGAAUUAUGUUAUCUCAAUAGUUAAAAUAAAAGCUGAAAUAAAUUAUUUUUAACAUUAACAUGUUAUGUGGCAUUUUUA
This is a messenger RNA of Maniola jurtina (meadow brown), 6773 nucleotides long. RefSeq lists its product as uncharacterized. The record is from RefSeq and is a predicted model, not a curated record. Bases 1 to 6693 code for a protein of 2230 amino acids. The transcript is spliced from 22 exons. Lineage: Eukaryota; Metazoa; Arthropoda; Insecta; Lepidoptera; Nymphalidae.